AUGCCUACAAAGCUAUUAGAGGCGCCGAACGCGGCGUCUGCGCCGGAGCCUUCAGUGCAGUUAAGAUCUGAAAAGGAGAUCGAGUGCAAGUGGUUCAAGGCAAUCCGCCGGAUAGGGGUCGAGAAGAAGGAGUGCUCUGCCAUAAGGAGAGCAAGACGCGAGGGCAAGGCACGCCGGGCGAAGAUGCAGGAGAAAAUGCCAGCUGUUAACUCUUCCGCUUUGACGACUGCUGCGACGUCCAAUACGACAACGCCGGAAUCUGGGUAA
Molecule: messenger RNA, 267 nt
Organism: Baudoinia panamericana UAMH 10762
Lineage: Eukaryota; Fungi; Ascomycota; Dothideomycetes; Mycosphaerellales; Teratosphaeriaceae
Exons: 1
Coding region: 1-267 (88 amino acids)
Source: RefSeq, a predicted model, not a curated record